GUCGUCAGUUCCUGAGGCGGGGACGGCGACGGUGAAGAGAGCGGCCGUUCAUAAUCUUCUCGCCUGUAAGGGUUGCGAACCCGAAUAUUUGUGGUGCCGGGCGGCUGCCGAGCCGGGAGGGAAGCGGCUCCUAGUAGCCUGCCGUGUGGGGAGCGGGCGCCAACUGCUGCGAGUCUUUCUUGAAGCAGCACGGUGUGAGAACAGUUUAGCUAUCAAUGGCAUCCACAGUGAAUCUGAAAGAAGCCAAUGGCAACCAAAGUUCCUGGGAUACUUUGCUGCCAGAUUUCCCCAAGGGGCCGCUCUGCAAAUAUCGAAAGAAAGCUUCCUUCAACUGGAAGGAGAUGGCAGUGUUUCUGGAUGGCGAGGAUAUCAUCCAGCUUAAGAACAGAAUCUUCUCUGCUCUAGAAAAUGAUCCUGUCUUCGCACAUCGUCCUGGAGAAGAUUUGAGCCGUGAGAAGUAUCAGGAGCUGACGUUCCUGCGCUGUAAAAAACUCUUUGAGUAUGACUUUCUUACUCAGCAAGAGAUCAUAGAGAACCCAUUAAAGAUAUUUAAUAUGGUUAUCUGUAUAGGAAUGUAUGAUUGGUCUCCGUGUCUCCAGUAUUUCUUACAUUGCGGUGUAUUUGCAGGUACAAUUUUGAGUGCUUCAAUGAGGUUUGCAGACUUACUGAAAAAAGUUUUUAACAUGGAGAUUUUUGGAUGUUUUGCUCUGACUGAACUCAGCCAUGGAACUAAUACCAAAGGCAUACGGACCACUGCCACAUUUGAUCAUAGCACUCAGGAGUUUGUCAUCAAUACACCUGACUUUGAAGCUGCAAAGUUCUGGGUUGGUAAUAUGGGGAAACAUGCCACCCAUGCAGUUGUGUAUGCCCAACUCUAUACUCCUGAUGGACAAUGCCAAGGAUUACAUUCCUUUAUUGUACAGAUUCGAGAUACAAAAACUCUCCUACCUAUGCCAGGUGUCAUGGUAGGUGACAUAGGAAAGAAACUUGGGCAGAAUGGUCUGGAUAAUGGGUUUGCCAUGUUUCACAACGUCAGGAUACCUAAAGAAAACAUACUGAAUAUAGCUGGAGAUGUCACAGCUGAGGGGAAAUACUCAAGUUCUUUCAAGGAUGUUAAAGAGCGUUUUAGUGCAUCUCUUGGAUCUUUGUCCAUUGGCAGAAUUCUGAUCACAGCAGUUUCUGCGACCAAUUUAAAGCUUGCCUUAUCAAUAGCCAUUCGCUUCUCAGCAACUCGCCAUCAGUUUGGACCAACUGAUGAAGAGGAAAUACCUGUUCUUGAAUACCAAACACAGCAAUGGCGUCUUCUUCCUUAUUUGGCUGCUGCCUAUAUCUUAGAUUAUUUCUCCAAAUCACUGUUCGAGAACUUCGUAGAAUUUUUUGCAGGCUUAUUGACAAAGCAAAGGAGUCAGAGGCAGGCUGAUUUGGGACGUGAGAUUCAUGCCUUAUGUGCUGCCAGCAAACCACUGUCUUCUUGGACUGCUCAGCAGGCAGCCCAGGAGUGUCGAGAAGCUUGUGGAGGACAUGGUUACCUUGCGAUGAAUCGUCUGGGUGAAAUCCGAAAUGACAAUGAUCCAAACUGCACAUAUGAGGGAGAUAACAAUGUCCUGCUUCAGCAAACCAGCAACUACUUAAUGAGCUGGAUGAAUUGCAUAAGAGAUAAAGUGCCUUUCGAAUCCCCUCUUGGAACAAUAAACUUCUUGCAAGACUACCAUCACAUCCUUGGCUGGAAAUUCACAGCCAUUAGUGUUGAAGACUGCAUGGACUCCUCAGUUCCUUUAGCAGCAUAUAAGUGGCUGGUUUGCAACCUGCUCCGAGAAAGUGACCUAAAGCUGAGAAAGGAGAAGCAGUCAGGGCAAAGUGAUUUUGAGGCAAAAAACAACUGUCAGGUGUACUACUGUCGAUCACUAGCCAUUGCUUUUAUUGAACAAACAGUCUUACAAAGAUACCAUGACUACACUCAUGAUCCCAACAUACCAUCUCCUCUGCAGACAGUGCUUAAGAAUCUCGGUGCUCUGUAUGGACUCUGGUCUUUAAGUAAACAUCUGGCUGUGCUCUACCAAGGUGGCUAUGUUUCAGGUGAACAAGCUGGCAGAUUUAUUCAGAAUGCUAUUCUGGAGCUUUGCUACAGGUUGAAAGAUGAUGCAGUUGCCCUUGUUGAUGUCUUUGCUCCUCCUGACUUCAUUCUCAACUCUCCCAUUGGUAAAGCUAGUGGUGAGUUAUAUAAGAAUAUGUGGUCGGAGAUCCUUCAAGGCAACAAAGCUCUGAACAGACCUUCGUGGUGGGCAGAAUUUUGUAUUAAUAAACCUGUUACAGGCAGGCUGAGGUCAAGAUUGUAAACCAAACAACUUGUAAAAGGCCGGAUAGGCCUGAGAUGGAUACCAUAUUUCAAACGUCAGGAGGAAAUGAGACCAUAUGUCAAACACUGAAAAGAAAGAUUUUCAUAUAGAAGUGCCAAGUUUUAAAAUAACUUUGAAAUCAGGUCCAACUUGGUCUCAAGGACUCUUAACAUAAUAAUGACAGGAGUGGGAGCAACACAUCUGCACACUAUUCAUAUUUACUCAGUUAAAUACAAAGAAUGAAGGUUCAUAAUGAUCAUUGCUUUGCAAAGUUUCUGUAAAUGAAGUGUUCCAAUUGCUCUCUAGACCACUGGCAUAUUACAGAAGUUAAAUAGUUAAAAAACAUUUCCUCCAGGGCAUAUGAACAAACUGAACAAAUUAUUUUUUUCAAGAUUCUAGGAUAAUAUUAGCAAAAUAAAAGAGAAUCGGAAGAAAAAAAGGAAAAAGACAACAAGAACAUCAGCAGUGGUAAACCUGCAAUAAGAGACAGGAUUCAUUCCUGACAGCCAUGAAGCUCUUCUGAUUUACUUCAUGUACCUCUGUGUUAAACUGCUUAAUUGCUCUUCCAAUGCAAGAAGAGGAUUGGGUUUUUAGAUAAUCUGCCUUUGAAUUGUGUGUAUAUCUGUACAUACAACAAAUCAAACAUGAUUUAUGCAUCUUUUUUUGAUGUAGUAGUACAAACUCAAAAGUCUUGUAUAUAUUUUCAUUGUUGAUUAUAACAUUUUCGCUGCUGCAUAACUAGUAUCAAGUCUGGUAUGUGUUGAUGCACAGAAAUUGCACUGUUUUAGGUCAGAAUAUAUUCGAAUUAGUAUAAAUAAAGAAUUAAAAGUACAUACAACUGGUAGGCAUUAUUAAAUGUAUUAGUAUUUUUCACUUUCAGCUAUAUUAACUGUCAAAUGUUUUUAACUGUCAUUUUUCUUCAGAAAUGGAAAAGACUAACAGAACUUUGAAAAUUCAGAAUAUUUUGUUUCAGAUAUGUUGUGAAAAACUAAUUUUUCCUUUAUUGUGUCUAUGAACUGAAGUACUGUUAUGCCUAAAUCUUGUUUCUUUUUUUUUUGUUAUGAACAAUCCUUUCAAGCCAAUGAGAUUAUUUAUCAGUUCAAAAGUUGAGUAUUUAUGGCUAAUUAUGGAUGAUUUUUGGCUUGGGCUAUUAAAUGAAUGUGAAUUCAAUACUUGAGUGUUGAAUUCCACUUGAGCAGAA
Messenger RNA from Cygnus atratus (black swan), 3537 nucleotides. RefSeq names its product acyl-CoA oxidase 3, pristanoyl (gene ACOX3). Gene Ontology annotation, molecular function: fatty acid binding; pristanoyl-CoA oxidase activity; FAD binding. NCBI's taxonomy places the organism in Eukaryota, Metazoa, Chordata, Aves, Anseriformes, Anatidae. The coding region runs from base 216 to 2336 and encodes 706 amino acids. The transcript is spliced from 18 exons. Gene Ontology annotation, biological process: fatty acid beta-oxidation using acyl-CoA oxidase; lipid homeostasis. Gene Ontology annotation, cellular component: peroxisome. The record is from RefSeq and is a predicted model, not a curated record.